Messenger RNA from Fusarium venenatum, 1128 nucleotides. The record is from RefSeq and is a predicted model, not a curated record. NCBI's taxonomy places the organism in Eukaryota, Fungi, Ascomycota, Sordariomycetes, Hypocreales, Nectriaceae.
AUGGAUGGUGGCUCGAUGUCUGACUUUGAGGAUGACAUCGGCGACGUUACAGGAGUUCCUGAGUGGUAUCUUGAUGUUUACCGCGAGAACCUCUGGUACAUACACUCAUACUAUAACAGACUAUAUCUACAGAUUAUCACAAACAAAGACGCCAAUGCGCUUGAGUAUGGUCUCCUGCGUCUUCCGAUUUUGAGAAGAGUAACAAUCACUCCCGCAACUCAUGGAGUGCCUGGACGACCGCUAUAUCCCACACCCACAAUCAGAUCACUCCAUGGGCUUGUAUACCCUCUUGAGCGUAGCUGGCCUGUGAUGGGGGGCCAGUGGCGUGGCUAUCUACUCGUAAGCCGUAUCCUUGCCCAGCACUUGCGUAACAACCCGGGAAGCAAAGUUACAAAUCUAAUCGUCGAUACCAAUCAACUCCGAACUGGGAUCAGCUGUCGUAUUUUCGAUGGACCCGACAACAACAACGAGAGGAGCGACUUGAUCACUAUUUUAAGUCAGCCUGGGUUCCCGCAUCUUGACCUCUCCCUACACUGCGCCGCUCUGUACCAGCUUGAUGGGCGUUCUUUUCGCAGUGGCCAUUUGCGAAAUUUACUUGCUAUGGCGCCGGAUCCCCAGCAUAUUAGUCUUUAUACCAAUAUCGCAAUUCUCGAAGACCCUAACGAUGACGAAGAUGUCGAACGGUAUGUGAUUCCUCUACGCAGUAUCUUUCCUAUCAACGACUGGCACCAACUUCGACAUUUUGGCCUAUCCCGUUUCCAUGUUAAAAAGGACGACGUUAUUGAGUUUCUUGGAGAAUUGCCAAUGACAGUCAUGUCGGUCGAGUUGAGCUUUCUCAUAUUUCUUCUAGACUAUGGUGACUACCACGCUUUAUUGCAGGAUAUGCGAAAGAUGCUGGGCUGGCGUAAGAGGAAAGCAGCGGACCAGCCCAAGAUAACUGUUCGUGUGGAUGAAGAAGGGGAAGAGGCUCUGGACACUUUAAGAAUGGACGUCAGCCGUGAGGUAGUCGAUUUCAUGUAUCACGACGGUGAAAAUCUAUUCGUCGAAGACGAAGGAUUUACUUAUUUUGUAGAAAUUUCUCAGGGUACUGGAAUACGUGUGGAUGUGUUUGGGCCUGAUUACAAAUGA